Molecule: messenger RNA, 3092 nt
Organism: Python bivittatus (Burmese python)
Lineage: Eukaryota; Metazoa; Chordata; Lepidosauria; Squamata; Pythonidae
Source: RefSeq, a predicted model, not a curated record
UAUUGUUCAAGAUGAUGACGAUGAUGAUGAUUUGUUACAGACAAAGUCUGAGACACAAUAUUCAGUCAUUCAGAAUCCCCUUCAUCUACAGUUGAGUUUAGAACGUUCACUGAGUUUUGACGCUGAUGUCACUUUUUCAAUCUUGGCCUUGAACAACUGGUAUAAUUUUAGUUUGAUGGUGUGCCAGGAAGAGUGGAACAUCACAGAUUUUCUCUUCCUUACCCAGCAGAGCUCCAAAUUUUAUUUGGGAUCCAUUAUAAAUAUCACAGGAAACCUCACAUCAGCCAGUGACCUCUUGACCUAUCUGCAAGUUCAUCUGGAGAACAUUAAGGAUACAACAUCAACAGUGGUGAUGUUUGGAUGUGACAUGGAAAGCACAAGGAGGGUUUUUGAAAUAACUACCCAGUUUGGUGUUAUGCCACCUGAACUUCAUUGGAUUCUUGGGGAUUCACACAAUGUGGAAGAGUUGAGGACAGAAGGCUUGCCAUUGGGUCUUAUAGCUCAUGGGAAAACAACACAGUCUUUUUUUGAAGAUUAUGUGCAGGAUGCAAUGGAGCUGGUAGCUAGAUCAGUUGCUUCAGCUACAAUCAUCCAACCAGAACUGGCAUUGAUUCCAAGUACAACCAAUUGCUUGAACACAGUGGAAAAAAAUCUCACAUCAGGCCAGUAUUUAUCAAAGUUUUUAGCCAACACUACUUUCCAUGGGCUCAGUGGCCACAUUAAAGUAAAAGGUUCCUCCAUCAUUAGUUCAGAAAACAAGUUCUUCAUCUGGAAUCUGCAACACGAUCCUGUUGGGAACCCAAUGUGGACUCGCUUGGGGAGUUGGCAAGAAGGCAAGGUUAUCAUGGAUUAUGGGAUCUGGCCAGAGCAGGCCCAGAGACACAAGAAUCACAACCACCAUCCAACUAGGCUACAUCUGAGGGUAGUGACACUCAUUGAACAUCCCUUUGUAUUCACAAGGACUGUGGAUGAUGAAGGAUUGUGUCCUGCAGGACAGCUCUGCUUGGAUCCCUUGACCAACGAUUCAGCUGUGCUGGAUGCUCUUUUUGAAAGUCUCCAAGGAGGCAAUGACACAGUACCCACCAAAUUUAAGCAGUGUUGCUAUGGCUACUGUAUAGAUCUGUUAGAAAAGUUGGCUGAAGAUAUGAACUUUGAUUUUGACCUGUAUAUUGUUGGUGAUGGGAAAUAUGGUGCUUUGAAAAAUGGCCAGUGGACAGGACUGGUAGGUGAUCUUCUGGCUGGGACAGCCCACAUGGCUGUGACAUCAUUCAGCAUCAACACAGCCCGUAGCCAGGUGAUUGAUUUCACCAGUCCCUUUUUUUCAACCAGCUUGGGAAUCCUGGUGAGGACCAAAGACACAGCAGCUCCUAUUGGAGCAUUUAUGUGGCCACUCCACUGGACCAUGUGGCUGGGCAUCUUUGUAGCUCUACACAUCACUGCAAUCUUCCUGACUCUGUAUGAAUGGAAAAGCCCCUUUGGAAUGACCCCAAAGGGUAGGAACAGGGAUAAGGUUUUCUCCUUUUCCUCUGCUUUGAAUGUCUGCUAUGCCAUCUUAUUUGGUAGAACAGCUGCCAUCAAACCUCCAAAAUGCUGGACUGGAAGGUUCCUAAUGAAUCUCUGGGCCAUUUUUUGUUUAUUUUGUCUCUCCACAUACACUGCUAACCUGGCCGCUGUUAUGGUGGGAGAGAAAAUCUAUGAAGAAUUGUCUGGAAUACAUGACCCCAAGCUGCAUCACCCUUCCCAAGGGUUUCGCUUUGGAACUGUGCGAGAAAGCAGUGCGGAAGAUUAUUUCAAGCAAAGCUUUCCAGACAUGCAUGAGUACAUGAAACGGUUCAAUGUACCUGCAACUCCCGAUGGAGUGGAAUACCUGAAGCAGGAUCCCGAGAAAUUAGAUGCCUUCAUCAUGGACAAAGCACUCCUGGAUUAUGAAGUGUCCAUUGAUGCUGACUGUAAACUUUUGACAGUGGGAAAACCAUUUGCAAUUGAAGGGUACGGUAUUGGCCUUCCUCCAAACUCUCCACUGACCUCAAAUAUUUCUGAACUGAUCAGCCAGUAUAAGUCCCACGGCUUCAUGGAUGUCUUACAUGACAAGUGGUACAAAGUGGUACCGUGUGGAAAAAGAAGCUUUGCUGUGACCGAGACCCUGCAAAUGGGCAUCAAGCACUUUUCUGGGCUAUUUGUGAUGCUCUGUGUUGGAUUUGGUCUGUCUAUUCUCACUACCAUCGGAGAACAUAUCAUCUACAGACUGAUGAUACCGCGGAUUAAACAGAAAUCCAAGAUGACAUAUUGGCUCCAUACAAGUCAGCGACUGCACCGCGCUCUAAACAACUCAUUUACGGAAGACAAGCACCAGCUUAAAACAAAGCCAGUUGAAAAGAAGUCCAGUCCCAGGAACAGUCAGGUUUCAGUAUGGAACACUGCUAGCCCUGGCAACUGCCACAGAAGAAAAUAUAUCUGCAGUGUUGAAAAACCAAGUGAAGUGAUGCUCAAACAGCUGCAGCACGAUAUAGCUCUUCCCCCCUUGAAAAGAGACUCUCCAGGGUUGCUGACUACCAACGGGAAAGCAGAUGCUGUGAACACUGCUAGGACCUCAGUGAUCCAGGAGCUCUCAGAACUGGAGAAGCAGAUCGAAGUGAUCAAGCAGGAACUGCAGUUAGCCAUGAGCAGAAAACUGGAGCUGGAGGAAUUUCAGAGGACAAAUAGGACUGUGGAGCUUUGAGGGGUUCGCCCUCGUUCCACAUCAGACUAUAAUAAUUUGUAUGACACCCUCACCUUUGGGUUUUGUUUUUGUUUUUGUGUAAUGCCAAGAAGUGACACAACACUCAGUAAGCAAUAGGCCUACAGUCUAUAGUAGCUCCUGCCUUCCUGCAAAAUCAACACUGGCAAAAGAUGGCCGCAUUCUGGUUACCAGAGUAUUUCAAAGUAGCAACAGGUCCUUCUCUGUGGGAAGUUUUAGCCUAGUAGAAAGGUUGAUCUCAGGCUAAGGGAAUUUGAAGCCUCCGGACCACGCAGCACCUAUUUUCCUUCUCACUGCAAUUAAAUGAAUUUUCCACUUUUUACUUUUUUUCUCUGCAUUAAUUAAAACAAAAGAG